Molecule: messenger RNA, 411 nt
Organism: Danaus chrysippus (African queen)
Lineage: Eukaryota; Metazoa; Arthropoda; Insecta; Lepidoptera; Nymphalidae
Source: the annotation of a GenBank genome assembly
AUGCUGGAGAGGAGAUCAGACCUCAGCUGGAGGCUGGAGCUCUUGGAUAAAGAUGAGAGACCUGAUACAGGAGUUGAUGUUAGAUUUGAUGGAUCACGUCAGUAUCGGCGCGGGCUCCCCCCCUCCCCCCCCCCCCUGCUCCCUCUCUCUCUCCUGUCCGUGUGUCCCGUAGUCUCCGCUGAGGGCGCCGUCCUCCGCCGCCGUCCCUGGUUCAGGUCGAGCGGUUCCGUCGCCUCACCGUUUAUUAUAAACCGUUCGUCCGUGUUUUAUAUCUCCAUUAAAGCUGUCACCUCAGUCCGCGGCGUGUCCGACAAACAUUACGUGUUCGAUGAAUGUGGAGGAACGAUCAAAACUAAACAGUUAGAACGAUCAGGAAAUAAAAUGAAACGAAGCGAGCGCGAGGAGGAAUAA